AUGUGCGUGGGGAAAUGCAGCCGGAUCGUGGGUCCCUGCCUGCUGGCGCUGGGCACGCUCUCCGUGGCAGCCAACAUCCUCCUGCUCUUCCCCGGCGGGGCAUCGAAGUACCUGGUGGAGGGGCACAUCAGCAAACACGCCAAGGCCAUGCCGGGCGUCUGGGGAGGCGGCAUCACCGUGCUGCUGGCAGCGACCCACAUCACGGCGGUGGGGUGGCGAUGCGCCGGCUGCUCCGACUGCGGCACCCGUCGCAACGCUUUCAUCUCCGCCGUGCUCUCCAAGCUGGCGCUCCUGGGAGCUGCCGCCUGCUUCGUCCUCUCCGGGGUGGGUUUGACCAAUGGACCCCUCUGCUUCUACAACGCCUCUGAGCACGGCACCCUCUGGGGUUACCCCUUCCUGGACUCCCCGUCGCGCAGGGCAGAGAACUACCUGCACGAUCGUCGUGCCUGGAGCGUCUGCCUGGAGCCGGAGGGCAUCGUGGUCUGGAACGUCGUCCUCUUCUCCCUCCUGCUGCUCGUCAGCGCCGCCGAGAUGGUGCUGGCCUCCCUCCAGAUCCUCAACGGCUGCCUCGGGUGCCUCUGUGGCUUUUGCGAGGGGAAGUAGGGACCUGCGACGGUGCCAGGAGGCUGGCACUUGGAAGAGG
Gymnogyps californianus (California condor) is the source of this 643-nucleotide messenger RNA. It is a transcript of the gene TM4SF19, whose product is annotated as transmembrane 4 L six family member 19. NCBI's taxonomy places the organism in Eukaryota, Metazoa, Chordata, Aves, Accipitriformes, Cathartidae. The transcript is spliced from 4 exons. The coding region runs from base 1 to 603 and encodes 200 amino acids. The record is from RefSeq and is a predicted model, not a curated record. Gene Ontology annotation, cellular component: membrane.